AUGACGGUUCAGUACCUUUUUUUCUUCGCCCAAGCACACCAUGAAUUUCGCAUACCAGAGCUGCUUUCUCUUUCGAAAAUGUUUGGUUUUGACUUGAACUUGCCCGAAAAUCCAGAGGAUCAGGAUCCCACUCGACCUUUUCUAAUCGUUGGUCUCCAAUGCGAAGAGCACGCUCGAUUGCUCGCAAGUCGAAGUAUUUUGAUCAAAUCAGUCUAUGAAUACUACGGUCAUGGAUCGACGUAUGAAGAGCUCCAUCUCAGCAAUCGCAACAAUCGCAACAAAUGGGCCAGAUACAUACCAGACACGUCCUUCAAGUUUAUUGUCACCGCAUACAAUCAUAAAAUCCCUCAAUUACGGCAAAGAGACAUUGUUGAAAGCUUUUCUUAUAUGGGCUUCUUGGGGAAAAUAGACAUGAAGAAUCCAGACAUCGUGCUGGCUUGUUUUGAAGAGUGCAAGUCUUACAUCGACCGGCAUGGUACCACUCGGGAAAAACACGAAGGAGAUGGCUUAUUUAAACAAGUGUAUUUUGGGAGACAAGUCGCCAUGGGCUCUGCUCGAUCUCUGAUAACCAUGUUCGACGUGAAGAAACGAUCAUACUAUGGGAACACCAGCAUGGAAGCCGAAAUCUCCCUUCUCAUGGCCAAUCAGACACUGGCGUCCCCCGGUAAGGUGAUUUAUGAUCCUUUUAUGGGAACAGGAAGCAUGGCGUAUCCGACAGCUUAUUUUGGCGCCCAAAUAUUUGGAUCUGAUAUCGAUGGACGGCAAAUGAGAGGAAAAGGUGACACUCCGGGCAUUAUAAGAGCAGCGACGCAGUAUGGAGUGGCAACCAGAAUUGUAGAUCUAUGCACUUUCGACAUCACACAAAAUCCUUGGCGAUGCGGAGACCUUUUUGAUGCCAUUAUAACUGAUCCUCCUUAUGGUGUCCGGGCCGGUGCCAAAAGAUUAGGUCGGAAACGAGAGUUGAGUCCUGCUAAAAUGGCUGCAUACCUUGAACACAGGGCAUCUCCUAGACCGGACGAUCAGCCUUACAUUCCCCCAACAAAACCAUAUGAACUUUCACGGCUUGCCGUUGACCUUGUGCUGCUUUCUAGGUAUUUACUGAAACCUGGAGGGAGGCUAGUGUUUUUCCUUCCCACUGUGACAGACGAAUACGAAGAGGUGGAUAUAUAUUCUAUGCUUUGUCCAGGGAUGGAGGUCAUCGCGAACUCGUUACAAGAUUUUGGCUCAUGGGGCCGUAGGCUCGUAACUAUACAAAAAACUGUCAGAGUUACUUAUCUACCGCCCGUGGUCGAAGCACAGGACCGUCCAGAAGAUCAGCAUGUCCCAGCUCACAAGGACUUCCGCGAAAAAUACUUUCGGGGAUUUAAAUCUAAGAACUGA
This is a messenger RNA of Guyanagaster necrorhizus, 1380 nucleotides long. Its product is annotated as tRNA guanosine-2'-O-methyltransferase. Gene Ontology annotation, molecular function: tRNA (guanine(10)-N2)-methyltransferase activity; nucleic acid binding. Gene Ontology annotation, biological process: methylation. The coding region runs from base 1 to 1380 and encodes 459 amino acids. The transcript has 10 exons. NCBI's taxonomy places the organism in Eukaryota, Fungi, Basidiomycota, Agaricomycetes, Agaricales, Physalacriaceae. Gene Ontology annotation, cellular component: cytoplasm. The record is from RefSeq and is a predicted model, not a curated record.